GCAGCUGUAGUCACGUGCUAUCAGGCCCACCCUGGAGCAGGAGCGGCCGCUAUGUGGCGGAGGAGCUGCGGGCAUCUCGGAGCGCGGCUCUGCUGGCUGCGCGGUGGUCUCCAGUUCCCCGCCAAGCGCCACUGGGGCGUGGUCUCCUGCAUCGAUCCUUCCAUGGGACUAAAUGAAGAACAGAAAGAAUUUCAGAAAGUGGCCUUUGACUUUGCCGCCCAGGAGAUGGCUCCAAAUAUGGCGGAGUGGGACCAGAAGGAGCUGUUCCCAGUGGAUGUGAUGCGGAAGGCAGCCCAGAUAGGCUUUGGGGGGAUCUACGUGCAAACAGAUGUAGGUGGGUCUGGACUGUCACGGCUUGAUACUGCUGUCAUCUUUGAAGCCUUGGCCACUGGGUGCACCAGCACCACAGCCUACAUAAGCAUUCACAAUAUGUGUGCCUGGAUCAUUGAUACCUUUGGAAAUGAAGAACAAAGGCACAAAUUUUGCCCACCACUCUGUACCAUGGAGAAGUUUGCUUCCUACUGCCUCACUGAACCAGGAAGUGGGAGUGAUGCUGCCUCCCUUUUGACUUCAGCUAAACGACAAGGAGAUCAUUACGUCCUCAAUGGCUCCAAGGCCUUCAUCAGUGGUGCUGGUGAAUCAGACAUCUAUGUAGUCAUGUGCCGAACGGGAGAACCAGGCCCCAAAGGCAUCUCGUGCAUAGUUGUUGAAAAGGGGACCCCUGGCCUCAGCUUUGGCAAGAAGGAAAAAAAGGUGGGGUGGAAUUCACAGCCAACCCGAGCCGUGAUCUUUGAAGACUGUGCUGUCCCCGUGGCCAACAGAAUUGGGGAUGAGGGGCAGGGCUUCCUCAUUGCCAUGAAAGGACUGAAUGGAGGGAGGAUCAAUGUCGCCUCCUGCUCUCUGGGGGCCGCUUAUGCUUCAGUCGUCCUCACGCGAGACCACCUCAACGUUCGCAAGCAGUUUGGAGAGCCUCUGGCCAAUAAACAGUACCUGCAGUUCAAACUGGCUGAUAUGGCAACGAGGCUGGUGGCCUCCCGGCUGAUGAUCCGCAGUGCAGCAGUGGCUCUGCAGGAGGAGAGGGAAGAUGCAGUGGUCCUGUGUUCCAUGGCCAAGCUCUUCGCUACAGAUGAAUGCUUUGCUAUCUGCAACCAGGCUUUACAGAUGCACGGAGGCUACGGCUACCUGAAGGACUAUGCCAUCCAGCAGUAUGUGCGGGACUCCCGGGUGCACCAGAUCCUCGAAGGUAGCAAUGAAGUGAUGAGGAUGCUGAUCUCUCGAAGCCUGCUUCAGCAGUAGCACCCAGACUUGAUGUUCUCUGGUGAUGUUUAAUGUGCAAAUCAAAUCAGUACUGAGUGGUUCCCCGUGGAGCAUUCUGUUACAGAUGAGAUGUAGGUUAGAGCAAAGGGCCGAGCUCUUCCAGGAGGACUCUUCCCUCUGUGUGCUGGCAGCAGGGUCCUCGCAGAACUAGAGGAGAUGCCCUUAUUGGGAAUGUCACAAGAAGGUGGACUACCUUGUUUUCCUAAUGCAGAAAGGUUACCAAAGAAGAUUCGCCGCCCGACCAGAAUCCUCUCUUGGAUUCACAUUGUCUUGAUUUUUCUGCGUUUUGCUGGUUACCCGAAUUUCCCUUCCAGGAAUCUGGGCAUUUGCAUUGAGAGUUUUUCCUUAGUAUAAAGCAGAGGUGUGUGGGGAAGGAGCAAUGGAGAGAAAAUGUCCUUCUGUCUUUUUCCAUCCUCUGAACCUCAGCCAGAGAUGCAGAAGGUUCUGUGUGUCACAGUCCUCUGGAUAUAAAUCAUGAUCAGGUGAGUAUUUGGGACACUCUCCCCUUAAGCUGCGAGUUAGAGGCAUCUGCACCUUUGGACCAGCUAAACAUCAGAGGCUGAGACUGUUCAGAGCUUUGCAUAUUUGUGCUGUUUUCUUUUGGCACCCAUGUGAUCCAGUAAUGGUAUUCAAAUUUUCUGUAACCCUUCCUGAUAAGUACUUUGAGUAUAUUUUUUUCUGAGUUUUUGUUUUCUUUUUUGAAUGUUUUUAAUCAUUACAUUGAUAAAUAAAAUUGCCUUUCUCUGUACUGUC
Equus quagga is the source of this 2070-nucleotide messenger RNA. RefSeq names its product acyl-CoA dehydrogenase family member 8 (gene ACAD8). Bases 52 to 1296 code for a protein of 414 amino acids. Gene Ontology annotation, molecular function: acyl-CoA dehydrogenase activity; flavin adenine dinucleotide binding. Gene Ontology annotation, biological process: lipid metabolic process. The record is from RefSeq and is a predicted model, not a curated record. NCBI's taxonomy places the organism in Eukaryota, Metazoa, Chordata, Mammalia, Perissodactyla, Equidae. The transcript is spliced from 11 exons.